UCUAAUAUUCUUAAUAGUGAAUUCCACAUAUGGCUGAAGCUUUCAUUCAAGUUGUGCUAGACAAUCUCACUUCUUUCCUCAAAGGAGAACUUGUAUUGCUUUUCGGUUUUCAAGAUGAGUUCCAAAGGCUUUCAAGCAUCUUCUCUACAAUCCAAGCCGUCCUUGAAGAUGCUCAGGAGAAGCAACUCAACGACAAGCCACGAGAAAAUUGGUUGCAAAAACUAAAUGCUGCUACAUAUGAAGUUGAUGACAUCUUGGAUGAAUAUAAAACUAAGGCCACACGAUUCUUGCAGUCUAAAUAUGGCCGUUAUCAUCCAAAGGCAAUCCCUUUCCGUCACAAGGUUGGGAAAAGGAUGGACCAAGUGAUGAAAAAACUGAAUGCAAUUGCUGAGGAAAGAAAAAAUUUUCAUUUGCAAGAAAAGGUUAUAGAGAGACAAGCUGCUACACGGGAAACAGGUUCUGUGUUAACUGAACCACAAGUUUAUGGAAGGGACAAAGAAAAUGAUGAGAUAGUGAAAAUCCUAAUAAACAAUGUUAGUGAUGCCCAAAAACUCUCAGUCCUCCCAAUACGUGGUAUGGGGGGACUAGGAAAGACGACUCUUGCCCAAAUGGUCUUCAAUGAUCAGAGAGUAACUGAGCAUUUCUAUCCCAAACUGUGGAUUUGUGUCUCCAAUGAUUUUGAUGAGAAGAGGUUGAUAAAGGCAAUAGUAGAAUCUAUUGAAGGGAAGUCACUCAGUGACAUGGACUUGGCUCCACUUCAAAAGAAGCUUCAAGAGUUGCUGAAUGGAAAAAGAUACUUGCUUGUCUUAGAUGAUGUUUGGAAUGAAGAUCAACAGAAGUGGGCUAAUUUAAGAGCAGUCUUGAAGGUUGGAGCAAGUGGUGCUUCUGUUCUAACUACUACUCGUCUUGAAAAGGUUGGAUCAAUUAUGGGAACAUUGCAACCAUAUGAAUUGUCAAAUCUGUCUCCAGAGGAUUGUUGGUUUUUGUUCAUACAACGUGCAUUUGGACACCAAGAAGAAAUAAAUCCAAACCGUGGAAAGGAGAUUGUGAAAAAAAGUGGUGGUGUGCCUCUAGCAGCCAAGACUCUUGGAGGUAUUUUGCGCUUCAAGAGAGAAGAAAGAGAAUGGGAACAUGUGAGAGACAGUCCGAUUUGGAAUUUGCCUCAAGAUGAAAGUUCUAUUCUGCCUGCCCUGAGGCUUAGUUACCAUCAUCUUCCACUUGAUUUGAGACAAUGCUUUGUGUAUUGUGCAGUAUUCCCGAAGGACACCAAAAUGGCAAAGGAAAAUCUAAUCGCUUUCUGGAUGGCACACGGUUUUAUUUUAUCGAAAGGAAAUUUGGAGCUAGAGGAUGUAGGUAAUGAAGUAUGGAAUGAAUUAUACUUGAGGUCUUUCUUCCAAGAGAUUGAAGUUAAAUCUGGUAAAACUUAUUUCAAGAUGCAUGAUCUCAUCCAUGAUUUGGCAACAUCUCUGUUUUCAGCAAACACGUCAAGCAGCAACAUUCGUGAAAUAUAUGCUAAUUAUGAUGGAUAUAUGAUGUCGAUUGGUUACGCUGAAGUGGUGUCUUCUUACUCUCCUUCACUCUUACAAAAGUUUGUCUCAUUAAGGGUGCUUAAUCUAAGAAACUCGGACCUAAAUCAAUUACCAUCUUCCAUUGGAGAUGUAGUACAUUUAAGAUACCUGGACUUGUCUGACAAUAUUAGAAUUCGUAGUCUUCCAAAGAGAUUAUGCAAGCUUCAAAAUCUGCAGACUCUUGAUCUACGUAAUUGCUACUCUCUUUCUUGUUUGCCAAAACAAACAAGUAAACUUGGUAGUCUCCGAAAUCUUUUACUUGAUGGCUGUUCAUUGACGUCAACGCCACCAAGGAUAGGAUUGUUGACAUGCCGUAAGUCUCUAAGUUGCUUUGUUAUUGGCAAGAGAAAAGGUUAUCUACUUGGUGAACUAAGAAACCUAAAUCUCUAUGGCUCAAUUUCAAUCACAAAACUUGAGAGAGUGAAGAAAGGAAGGGAUGCAAAAGAAGCUAAUAUAUCUGUUAAAGCAAAUCUGCACUCUUUAAGCCUGAGUUGGGAUUUUGAUGGAACACAUAGAUAUGAAUCAGAAGUUCUUGAAGCCCUCAAACCACACUCCAAUCUGAAAUAUUUAGAAAUCAUUGGCUUCAGAGGAAUCCAUCUCCCAGACUGGAUGAAUCAAUCAGUUUUGAAAAAUGUUGUCUCUAUUACAAUUAGAGGUUGUGAAAACUGCUCGUGCUUACCACCCUUUGGUGAGCUGCCUAGUCUAGAAAGUCUAGAGUUACACACGGGGUCUGCGGAGGUGGAGUAUGUUGAAGAGAAUGCUCAUCCUGGAAGGUUUCCAUCCUUGAGGAAACUUGUUAUAUGCGACUUUGGUAAUCUGAAAGGAUUGCUGAAAAAGGAAGGAGAAGAGCAAUUUCCUGUGCUUGAAGAGAUGACAAUUCACGGGUGCCCUAUGUUUGUUAUUCCGACCCUUUCUUCUGUCAAGACAUUGAAAGUUGAUGUGACAGAUGCAACAGUUUUGAGGUCCAUAUCUAAUCUUAGGGCUCUUACUUCGCUCGACAUUAGCAGUAACUAUGAAGCUACUUCACUCCCAGAAGAGAUGUUCAAAAACCUUGCAAAUCUCAAAGACUUGACUAUCUCUGACUUCAAGAAUCUCAAAGAGCUGCCUACCUGCCUGGCUAGUCUCAAUGCUUUGAAUAGUCUGCAAAUUGAAUAUUGUGACGCACUAGAGAGUCUCCCAGAGGAAGGGGUGAAAAGUUUAACUUCACUCACCGAGUUGUCUGUCAGUAACUGUAUGACGCUAAAAUGUUUACCGGAGGGAUUGCAGCACCUAACAGCCCUAACAACUUUAAUAAUUACUCAAUGUCCAAUAGUGUUCAAGCGGUGUGAGAGGGGAAUAGGAGAAGACUGGCACAAAAUUGCUCACAUUCCACAUUUGACUAUAUAUGUGUGA
This is a messenger RNA of Solanum verrucosum, 2960 nucleotides long. RefSeq names its product putative disease resistance protein RGA1. NCBI's taxonomy places the organism in Eukaryota, Viridiplantae, Streptophyta, Magnoliopsida, Solanales, Solanaceae. Gene Ontology annotation, biological process: defense response to other organism. Gene Ontology annotation, molecular function: protein binding; ADP binding. The record is from RefSeq and is a predicted model, not a curated record.